Molecule: messenger RNA, 4280 nt
Organism: Pogoniulus pusillus (Red-fronted tinkerbird)
Lineage: Eukaryota; Metazoa; Chordata; Aves; Piciformes; Lybiidae
Exons: 7
Coding region: 43-2412 (789 amino acids)
Source: RefSeq, a predicted model, not a curated record
GCACGGCUCGGUUCGGCUCGGCACGGCUCAGCGCCCCGCGCCAUGGUCCGGAGCUUUCCCGGCGCGGGGCUCGUCCUGGCGGCGGCCGCGGCGCUCUGCCUCGGCGAGGCGGGAGGCAAGGUGUAUUAUUCCUGUGGUGCAGUGGUGGAGUCGAUGGAAAGAGGCCUGAUUUUAUCACCAGGCUUUCCAAACAACUACUACCCCGGGACACACUGCGUUUGGCAGUUUUUCAUUCCCAUGAGAACCCACCUGAUCCUGGAGAUUUUUGACUUUGACAUUUUUGAGAGCUCCAGUGAAACCCCCACGCCCUGGGAUGGCUUCUCGACCCCUGCUAAGCCAGGCAAUAAGGACAUGCCUUCACUGGAGGAAAGCCUGGACGUCACUCUCCCUGCGACUAAGCCUUCUCUCCAGACGUGGAUGUCGAAGGUGGCUCGGAACAGGAGCAGCACGGGAGAUCAGCCAAAGGACCUUGCUAGUCACCUGGUUGAAUUCCCAGGAGCUGCCUCAAAAAAGGACGAAGCUAAACAAGCAUCUGAAGAAAAUCAGUCGAAGCAGGUGAAGGAACCCAAAGCAAUUACCAAGGCUCAACCAGAAGUGCCACUCCCUGUGGCUGGUAGUGCCACAGUGCGGACACGAAACACCAGUGGUCUGGAAACAAAGGAAGAUUUGAAAGGGAAGGUCUUGCUUGCCCAUCUCGCUGCAGAGAGAGGUGAAGUUACAGUAGAGAGCUGGACUCUUCCAACAACAGUGCUGCCCAUGGAAAUCUCCUCCAGCCCGCAGCCAGCGGUGGAUAUCUGUCCCCACGAUGUACUCUAUGUUUCUGAUCUCAUCACGUUUUCCUCUCGCUUCUGUGGACCAAACUCACCUUUAAACAAGACCAUGGUCUUUGGUUCCUCUCUGGAAAUGGUUGAGGUUAUCAUGGAACUGAUCACCACCACAGACCGGGGCCGAGGCUUCGCAAUGCUCUUCGAGUACAAGAACAUCAGUGAACCUGGCGCUGUAGAUGCCCUGAGGCAGGAGAGGAAGGCAAACCUGCUGAUGCUGGCAGUUACAACAGGGAUCAUCUUCUUUGCAUUCGUUUUGCUCUCUGCCCUCUGCAUAGCUUACAGGCAGAGAACGUGCCCCAAAAGGAACUCAUCCAACGCAUGCAGUGACCAGGAGAACGGGAUCCAGAACUCCGCCGUCGAUAUCAAUGAGCUGCAGCUGGUGGUGCCAAGCCGGGAGAACGAAAACAACAACCACUCUGUCAGCCGGGGGCAGGCGGUGCCUUCCUGUGAAGGCAGCACAGAACGGUCUCCUCAGGACACUGACCCAGAUGUGCCCUCCUCCAUCUCUGCAGUGACAACCGAGACGGGGAGUGAUGAGGUGUUCAUUAUUUCUGCUGGACCUGGGGCCAGUGGGCUCAGCUUUACCACCUACAGAAUACAGGAGAAGAACCUCAAGAGAAGCGUGACAAGCCCAGCCUCCGUGUCCGACUGGCUGACUUCUCAUCACACGCCAGCGGGAGCAGAUGCUGCCGAGAAGGGGAAGGUCCAGCUGGAAAAUCCCUGUCCCAGGCAGCGCACGUGGAGUGCUCGCACAUUCCAGGACUUGCUGGCUCCGAUCCCGCAGCUACAGAAAAAGUGGUGUAGCUGGACCACCAACAGCCCCUUCACGAAGCUGGCUGACAGCAGUGGUUUUCCUACAGAAGCAAGAUCCCAAGGUGUCCCAACCAGAAAGGUUAUCUCAGCCACUGAGAUAGAAGGAGCAUCAGAGACAGUUUACUCGGAUUCCUCUGUCAGUAAUGCCUCCUACCCCCUCACUCUGUCAGCGCAAAGGCAGCGGAAGCUAAGCUCCUGCAAUUUGAAGAAAUCCAGGUUUGGGAAUCCUUAUUUUGGAUUUUUAGCCAGUUCCCCUGACAGCAAACAUGUGAGGUCCUCGGAUCCCUCAAGACAUCUAGGAGCAGCUUCUCCAGUUAACAGCCAAAGCCCCAGAAAACUUCUAGAGAGCUCCAACCCACUGAAAAUCAACUUGGUCAAUGGGUCAAAAACAAAAGAGCUUACAGCAGAAACAGAUAAAACCAAACCAGUUUUUGUUAUUUCUGAAGAAGGAGAUGAUCAGCAGCCUCUGGUCCUAGCAGAACAUCUUAGUCAGUGUGGAGAUCAUCUACCAGAGCAAAAUGCUGCGUAUGCUCCAGCUGUGCCAGCUAAGCAGCCAGCAGUUGUGACUGAGGAGGGGAACAGUUCUGCCAAUUUCAUGUCAAAUCUUUCCCUCUGGGCAAAAUCCCCUGCUUUAUACAAGGGCCACAUGAAGGCCUCUAACUCUUCCAGGGACCAGCAGAGCUCCUCAAUCGUAGAUGCUAACACCACCGAGACACUGCUGAACUGUGAUGCCCUAGCUGCUCCUACACCAUGUCAAGCUUCAGUGCAGUGAUGCCAACAGAGGCAACGGGGAUGUGAUCAGAGUGGAAGCUGUGCCAAGCAGCUGAGUGAGGCAGCCACAGGGGGACAAAACUGUGUUAAGAGCAGCCUUUGCUUUCCACCCUAUGAAGAUGCACAGCACAAGUGCCACCUUCAUUUAUGCUUGCUAGUGUCAUCUCUCUCCCUCUGCAUGAGAUUUUGAUGUGGCUUAUACAAGACAACAUCCUCAGACUGCAGAAAACCUUUCCUAGAUAAAGAGAUGGAGGUCACCUGAGAAGGCUACGCUGUGGUUUGUGUCUGAAGUGUAAAUCAGCCCUCCAGCACUGUGGUAUCACUGGAGUCUUUCUGGUGAGAGCUAGGAGGGAAAUUCUGUUUAUAGCUUUGCCUGUACAAUCCAAGCCUUGCCAAGCCAAGGGUAAGAAUUCACUCAUGCAUGUUUGCAUACAGUUUUGUAAACUUAUUUUUAAGCAUUUCCUAACUUCUGCACUCUGGCACCAACUUUACCAACCAUUAGCCUCUCUAGUGUUAGUGACCACGAUUAUCUCAUACCCUAACUCUUUAGAGAAGUGCACAGACAAGCCCAGCAAACCAAUACUGGAUCCUAGUUCUAGGAAAGUCUGAUGUAGCUUUAUCUUUCUGAGGUCUACAGAGGCUUAGCACACCCCAGUCCACAACAUUUUUAAGUAACUCCUCAUGGCAACAGGAGCAUGUGUACAAAAUACUGUAAAUGCUAGGAAUAGUCUUGAGCAUCCAGCACUUGGAUCUUGGCAGCUGCUCUGAUCCUGUAUCCACCAGCUAUUUAUUGCUGGUAACGCACACCGACUAGAGAACCAUUUCCCUUCCUGCAGCAGGCAAGACUAAGUGGAGCAAAGCUUGAGUGCUUACUUUCUCUAGAAAUGAGCUGCUAGGUGGCUGUGCCUCCCUGAUUACAAAUCCAGGGCAUUCAAUGGAACACUGAACCAAAGGGAAGCCUGCUAGCCCUAUUGCCUUUAAUAACCCCAUCAGUAUUUUAGCUGCCUCCUGGUGACAUUUCCCUACCUACAAGAGCCUCAGCAGCCCACAGCUUCCUUUUUCUUUGCUUCCUUAAACAAAAGCAAGUCCCUGUGAAGCUGCAGUUUGCAGCUGACACAGCACAUUAUUUGAAAGCAGCAGCAUGUCAUGAAACAGGUGUUAGAAACCUUCCAUACAAGUCUUCCCCUGCCAUAGCUACAGUCUGCAUGGAGUUCUCUUAAUCCUUCUACGUGAAGGCAUUGAAGUCUGACUCCUGAAACGUUUAGCUCCCGAGUUCACCUGCUCUUCCAGCUUCCAUUUGCCACCUAGUCAUGUCUGAGAUAUGCCACACAAGAUUGCAGGUUCUGCCUUAAGUUUUGUGUGUUUAUGUGUCUGCACAAGCACAGAGGCCUUGUGACUGGUAGCAGUGGAAGCAGAAACACAUAUGCCCUUUAGCAGUGGACUCAAACAUGGACAGCAAGCAGGUCUCUGCAUCUGUUGUUACCUGGCUCUGCUGAGUAAUUAUGGAGCAGAGAGGUCUGGCUCCAAGUUAAGAGUUCUUUUUGUUGCUGUUGUGUGUUGUUUGUUGGGGUUUGUUUGGGGACUUUUGCUUGGGUGUUUUGAUUAAUGGUACAAGAUUCAAAGGCAAGAGCUAAUAUAUUUAUGAUUUAAGAAAAUUUAUGACUGAAGAAGCCUUCCAUGCUCUAAUAACAACUUCCACUGCAUUACUUUUAUACACAUUGUGACUCAGAGUCAGCCUUCUGUUAUUACACUUCUAAAGAGUGAAGUACUAAAAGCUACUUUUGAGAAGUGCUUGUGUUCAGUUACUGACAGCAGCUACCCUUGAAGGGCUGGGGAAAGUGGCUUUUUUAAUAAAAGUGUGUCUAACUA